AUGUUUUUCAGAACGCCCAUUGUCCUUACGUUUUACACGUCACUGGCCGUCGCAGCAACGACAAGACAAACAUCUAACAAACACCUCGAAAGUUCUGGUAAUCCUCAAACAAUCGCUAUCAACUGGACAGAUGCAUCCGACGAUCUGGGCAUGCCCGGUUCGUACGGAACGCUGGCUGUUCCCCUCGACUAUAGUACGCCCCAGUCAGGAAACAAUACGCUCACUCUCAACAUUUUAAAAAUCGAUGCAACAAAAGAGCCGAAAUUGGGAAGCGUCUUGACCAAUUGGGGUGGUCCCGGCUUGGAUGCACAGUAUUGGCUUACCCAGCAGGCUCGUUAUGUCCUUGCUACGACUGGCGGGCAAUAUGACAUCAUUGGUGCUGACCCAAGAGGCACUGGAACGACGUUACCCGUCGACUGCUACAACGACUCCGAGGAGAGAACGCGUGCUUGGUUGCUAACACCUUCGAGCACUAAUUCAUCUGACGUUGCAUUGGGUGCUGUUUGGUCAUAUAGCGAACAGUACGCUGAACGCUGUUUCCAGAACGAAAAGGUGGCUGGAUCCAUGAUGAGCACAGCAUUCGUUGCCAGAGACUUCAUGAAAAUAGUCGAUGCUCUUACGUUGGAAGGCGAAGACGGUCUGCUGCGGUACUGGGGAAUAUCCUAUGGCACAUACCUCGGACAGGUACUCGCUGCUAUGUUUCCAGACAAGAUUGAACGAAUGAUGCUUGAUGGAGUUCUUAAUCCGCUUGAAUACCAACAAGGAUGGGAGACUGGUCCAUCUAUCUCUGCAUCAGUGAGCUUGAAAGAAUUCGCAAAGCAGUGCAUUGAUGCUGGACCCUUCUGUGCUCUGUUUCGUGCCAACCUCUCCGCAGAUGCAUUAUACACGCGAAUCCUGGACCUUAAAGAGAGUGCUAAGCACCUCCCCAUCGUCAUGGGUCCUAACGUCACGACCGAUAUCGCCACCUACGAGAAAAUUGCAGAGGCUAGUGAUACAGCGCUCCGUUCUGGUCUACUGUUGGGGCCUUACCUGGCUGGCUACCUCAACAGUAUCAUGAUUCACGAUACUCCCGAAUACGAUCACACCCAAUAUUUGGCGAACCGAUCGAUGAUCCUGCGGGACAGUACCUUCAAUGCAGACAGUACGCAGACCAUCCGUUGUUCCGACGCCAUGUUACGUGCUGAAGAGCUCGCCGAUAUCGAGCACCGCGUCCAAAAUCUAACAGAUUUGGGUGACUGGAACAGUGAUUACAUCAUAAGCUCCUACAUACUAUGUUCACGGUGGAAGAUUCAGGCAAAAGAACGCUAUGAGGGUGAUUUUGGAGCCAAGACUAGAAAUCCCGUACUGCUCAUCGGUUCGCCAUACGACGGCCGCACUCCAAUUUCUGGGGCGUUUGCAGCGAACAAAACUCUCGAAGGAAGUGUUGUACUACAACAUAAUGGUCUCGGGCAUACUGUCAUGUAUAGCCCGGGGAUAUGCGCGAUCUCUGCUAGCGCAGAUUAUUUCGUAAAUGGAACUAUGCCCGAAGAAGGCACUGUCUGUGAGCAAGACUUCAAUUCCUUCUCUGGGAAAAGCAUGUCUGAUACACUCGACUUACUUGGAGAGCUUUGA
Alternaria burnsii is the source of this 1611-nucleotide messenger RNA. RefSeq lists its product as uncharacterized. The transcript is spliced from 5 exons. The record is from RefSeq and is a predicted model, not a curated record. Bases 1 to 1611 code for a protein of 536 amino acids. Lineage: Eukaryota; Fungi; Ascomycota; Dothideomycetes; Pleosporales; Pleosporaceae.